ACAGUGCGUUUUAAGCCGGCCAGCCAUGUUGACCGAAAUACUUUUGUUUAUUUUGACGGCUAUUAUAGGAUACUACUGGUAUAUUUAUAAGAAAAUCCAUAACCGAUACAAGGAUAGAGAUGUAAAGUUCCUACCUGGCGUUCCCGUUUUCGGGAACGCCUUGCAAUAUACAUUGCUCAAGAGACACAUGGUUUAUGAUUUUGACGAGGUCUACAAAGCGUUCCCUCAGGAAAGAUAUGUGGGUUACAUCGAGGGUACCACGCCGGCCAUCCUAAUCCGUGACCCGGAGCUCAUUAAAAGGAUCACUGUCAAAGAUUUCGAACAUUUCAUGAACCAUAAGGACUUCUUCACGGAAGAAAUGGACCCGUUAUUUGGACUGACUCUUAUAAUGAUGAAAGAUGAAAAAUGGAGAGACAUGAGAACAAAACUCAGCCCGGCGUUUACCGGUUCCAAGAUGAAAACAAUGGUGCCAUUCAUACAAGAGGUUGGCGUCAAUAUCGUAGAAUAUCUAAAGGAACAUGACGGAAAAGAUGUGAAUCUAGAUGAUGUGAUGCGUCGUUUCACUACUGAUGUAAUAGCAACCACUGCCUUCGGCCUCCAAGUGAACUCCUUUAAAGAUAAAGACAAUGAGUUCUAUCGAAGCGGUCAGAGUCUGUUUGAUUUCAGCCUUGCGCAAAGAAUUUAUAUGUUCUUCUGUGAUAAUUUUCCGACGGCAGCAAAGUUUGCAAGAAUGUUUUACAAACCAACAAGAACGACACAAUUCUUCACUGAAAUAGUAAAAAGCACGAUGGAAUAUAGAGAAAAGAACAAUGUGGUCAGGCCCGAUAUGAUACACCUCCUGAUGCAACUGAAAAAAGGUACCUUGGACACCAAUCCAGCUUCAGAAGAUAAAGAUGUUGGCUAUGCUGCAGUCGAAGAAGAAGUCAAGUCACCCGGUUCUGUAAGAGAAUGGACACUUCCCGAAUUGGUCGGUCAAGUAUUUACAUUUUUCGUUGCUGGCUUCGAAACAUCCGCAUCUACUAUUACCAUGUGUCUCCACGAACUGUGUCUAAAUCCUGAAGUUCAAGAAAAACUUUACCAAGAAGUAAAAGAAUUUAAAGAAACUAGAGGGAAACUCACGUAUGAAAAUGUUACUGAACUUAAAUAUUUGGACUCUGUUUUGAACGAAACGUUUAGAAAAUGGUCAAUAGUCAUUGCGAUGGAUAGGAUAUGCACAAAGGAAUAUGAAUUGCCCCCAGCGCACGAAGGUGGAAAGCCAUACAAAUUAUACCCUGGAGAUCUUGUGUACAGUUCUGUGAAUGCCAUCCAUAUGGAUCCUCAAUACUACCCAAACCCAGAAGUUUUCAACCCUGAUCGAUUUUCCGAAGAGAACAAACGUAACAUCCAGCCUUUCACUUUUAUGCCUUUCGGAAUGGGACCGCGAGCUUGUAUUGGUUCUCGUUUUGCUCUGUUGGAGUUGAAAGUAUUAUUAUUCACCUUGGUUUCCAACUUCAAGAUAUUGAAGUGCCCGAAGACCAUUGAUCCUAUCGUGCUGGCAGCUAAUGACUUCAACAUCAAGGCUAAAGGACACACAUGGUUGAAGUUCGAGCCGAGAUCAUAGAAUAGUUUUUUGAUAAGCUUUUUAUAUUAUCGAACGUAACAUAUACACGGGCAUAUGUUUUCACUAUCCAUUACAAAUAAAAGGAUUUUUAGUUA
Molecule: messenger RNA, 1695 nt
Organism: Diatraea saccharalis (sugarcane borer)
Lineage: Eukaryota; Metazoa; Arthropoda; Insecta; Lepidoptera; Crambidae
Source: the annotation of a GenBank genome assembly